AUGGAAGCUUCUGGGAAGGUGCACCCGCUGAGUGCCCCGGUCGGGGGGUUGCGAUGGAAGCAGGAGGCUCAAGAGCGGUUUCCGGAUCUAGCCCGCACGGCUGGUGUGUUUCCCUACAUGGGGGAUGUGAUCGAGAGGGAGGCGCUAGACACGCCCUAUGACUACGCCCCCCCGCCAGAGAUUGACAGUGAAGUGGCAGGGCGAAAUCCUUCUGAGACGUCACAACAGGCACAGGCACAACAGGAGGAGCCAGUGGAUAUCUUUGCGCUGGGACUGGUGGAGGAGGGGGUUCGAGUGCAGAACCCUGUGGUGUGCGUGAGGGGACAGGGCAGUCUCCCGCAGGUGGUUCCAAUGCCUUCAGGUGGUUUUCAGGCUGAUCGUGCCGAUGGGAUGAGACCUUUCCACGUGGCAGCAGUGGCAGCAGUGGCUCAUGGGAUGGCAGCACUGGCUGCACCUGGUGGGGUCAGCAGGGGGGCACUUGCAUCUGCACCAUCUCUACUCGGAAACACUCGUGAAGGAACCAGGGAAAGAUCUCGGCCGUUGAUUCUACUUGGUUCAUCGCCGACGAUCCGAUGGCUUUCCCCAGAAUCCUUGUUUCUAUCGGGCUAUCCUCGCCUUUUUCUGGCAGCACCUUCUCUUGCAUUACAUCUCCGUUUUAUCGGGUCUAACGCGAUGCGCCAUGCUGCGUUGCGCGUCGUUUCCGCGUCGGCCUCUAAAGUCUCGCGUCGCAAGCCCGAUCUGACGAGCAAGUCGCGGAAUGCUCUGUCCUCGGGAAUAAUUCCCGCGACAAUUCCGCAAAUCCUCUCGAGUCGCGCGAUCGGCGACGCGCGUCUUGACUCGUUCCAGGAGGCCGCGCCGCCUUUCGCGCCGAUCGCGUCGCGUUUCGCGGCGGCUGAUGCGGUCGUUCCUCUCGCGACGAGUGAAAGGAGGGGCCGAAUACCAGCCGUUCCUUUCGCGGCGCGGAGUUACGUUUCAGGCACGGGCCGAACCGCAGCUCCGGCAGCGAGCGCACCAGCAGGCUCGCCACUAGCCUCGGCAGCGAGCGCCAACCGAGCCUCGAGUCCAGGCUCGGAUAAGGCUGGGAGCGAGCGCAGGGGCUGGAAUCUGCUGUUCGGCGGGGGAGGGGAAGAGAGAGAGGGGCAGGGAGCGGGGGGAAGGGGAGGCGGAGCAGCGGCGGAGGCGGAGGGCAAGGGGGAGAGCGGCGGCGGAUGGCUGUCGCGGUUCCAGACCUUUCUGCGGCUUGGGAAGGGCGGCGCGGGGAAGGCGGGGGAGAAGAAGCGCUUGACGCACGCGGAGGGUCUUACAGAAUUCGCCAAUCAGCUGAAGAGAGCGCGGCAGUUCGGGCAGCUGACAACUUUCGGAAAGAGUCUGCCCAAGGGCGGGCAGAGCGUGGUGACAAACUCUCUGAGGAAGCAGGAGGUUAUCACUUUGGCUCUGGCUGCCUAUGCUGCUGAAGCCAAACUGGCCGACGAGCGGCUCUCGAUCCCUUUCAGUGUGCGGCAGCGCGUUGCCAGCGAAACUGGCAGCACCAUGGGCGAAAUCGACAUGCUCUUAGCUAAGUACGAGUGGUUCGCAGAGGCGGCCAACAGAAUGCAGGCGCUACAAGAUGAAGGGAAGCCGCUUCCUCGGUCCUUUGCUGAGAUCGAACAAAUGAUGGGUGGCCCAUGGUCACCACCCAAAAAGGGAGCAGGCUCGGGAGCCAGUUCUGGUUCGGCUGGCGGUGCAGGCUCGGCAGCAGCAGCCCCGGCUCGCAACAGCCCGUGCCCCUGUGGCUCUGGGAAGAGAUACAAGAGGUGCUGUGGAGCUGGGACCAAAUGA
Molecule: messenger RNA, 1818 nt
Organism: Closterium sp. Yama58-4
Lineage: Eukaryota; Viridiplantae; Streptophyta; Zygnematophyceae; Desmidiales; Closteriaceae
Source: the annotation of a GenBank genome assembly